Molecule: messenger RNA, 867 nt
Organism: Penicillium samsonianum
Lineage: Eukaryota; Fungi; Ascomycota; Eurotiomycetes; Eurotiales; Aspergillaceae
Product: DUF1769 domain-containing protein
Exons: 4
Coding region: 1-867 (288 amino acids)
Source: RefSeq, a predicted model, not a curated record
AUGCCCUAUAUUCACCGAACAGUAUCAUCGAAAUCAAAUAAUGUGUCAGUAGACAAAAAGACGAAAUAUAGAUUGCAGGUGACGGCAGGGCCAGGAUAUGAUUCAGCAUGUCAUUCUAUUGUUCCCGUCAACCAGCAGGAAACUGUGACUUUUGAGAACGAUCUGGCUUUUGUAAGCCUUUGCGUGAGGGUCAAGAAUUACAGAGGUUAUCCCGAAGGCUCUCCUAGCACACACGCCUAUUUUUCCUAUCCUCUUCACAAAAGCCAAGAAUACUCCGUCACCUUUUCCUUCCAACCGAAGAAGGCCAUUUCAGGCGAUAGCCUCGUUUUCGGCAAUGAUUUCGACAAUCCAAUCCGAGACCGCUUGCCUCCCGGGUUCAACACUGCUCUACGUAUCGUUAAAUGGAUGAUUGACCCAGGUCUUUACGGUAACGCAUAUACCGAUAAGCCAUAUCUAUAUGGUCCUGCGCUUUCUAGUUUGAAUUGCCUACGAAUAUGUGGAAGACCAGGAUCGAAAAAUUGGCGAAAGGAGCUACACACUGAAGUUAUCGAGGAAGGUGGUGAGGCCGAAGGAGAAGUGUCCAGACGGGAAAUGAAUAUCCCAGAUCAGGCACAUGAGAGGCAAAAGCAUUUCCUCCAAAGGGAAAACCGCCAGACUUUCUGGUUUGAACCUGGCGUCGUUUAUAAAGCAGACUUUGGAAAUGGGUAUAUCGACUUUCAAAAUUUCUCUUUGAAACUCCCAGGUUUCUCCAUACCAGUCAUACAAUACGUUAACGACAAAAACCACAACCUGCGAUAUGUGUUGAAGGAUAGGGACAGCGGAGAAGUUAUCUUCGCACUUGUUUUCAAACUAAUCUUUGAGGGGUGA